AUGAUCAUCCCCCGCAUCGACAUCGCGGCUGACUCCUACAAGGACGACCUCACCGCAUUCAGCCCCCUCCCCAACCAGGUUCUCGUCGUCCCCACCCCCGACAACGACCGCCUCACCGACAUCCUCAAGAACCAGCACAAGGACGCCUACUGGAUCCAACCUCUCGCCUUUGACCCCCAGGACCCCCUCGCUCAAAUCCACACCCUCCUCGACGCCGGCGCCGACAAGGUCGUCCUCCCCUACGCUGCCUUUGCCAACGCCGACCUUGAAUCGUCCUUCUCUCACAUCCCCCAGGAACGCCUUGCCGUCACCCUCACCCCCGCCGAGUUUGCUCACCUCGACCGUCUCCUCGCCACCGUCUCGGUCUUCAUCCUUGAAUUGACCGAUACUUCGGCCGAGAGUCUCGAGGCCAUCAAGGCUGCUGCUCAAUUGGCCCUGAAGGAUCUCUUGCCCCGCGGAGGUGUCAAGCGCGUUGUUGCCUCUUUCGCAUCAUCGACCGCAACCCCUGGAUUGCUUGCCAUCUCUGAACUCGGUCGUCUCGGUGUCGAUACUCAGUUGUCGACCAACAUUCUCUCGACCGGACACGAGGACGGCAAACUCAACUUGGGCGAGGCCUUCAUGGCCACUAUCGUCUCUGAUCGCCCUGACGGUCUCUUCCCUACUAUUGUUGUUGACGAGCAGGGAAUCUCUCUCGGCUUGGUCUACUCUUCGCUUGAGAGUGUUGUGGAGUCGUUCAGAACCGGCAAGGGAGUCUACUUUUCGAGGACUCGCGGUCUUUGGCACAAGGGUGCCUCGUCCGGAUCUACUCAGGAUUUGGUCAAGGUUCACGUUGACUGCGACAGCGAUGCUCUCCAGUUCACUGUUCACCAGCACGGCACUGGUUUCUGCCACAACAACAUUCGCGGAUGUUUUGGCCCUUCUUCUGGAUUGGCCCACCUCGACCAGACCCUGCAGAGCCGCAAGAUCUCUGCUCCCGCCGGAUCCUACACCCAGCGUCUCUUCAAGGAUAGCAACUUGGUCCAGUCCAAGAUCAUGGAGGAGGCCGAGGAGCUGUGCGAGGCCAAGACCCCCCAGGAUAUUGCCUGGGAGACUGCUGACCUGUUCUACUUUGCCCUCGUCAAGUGUGUCGCCAACGGCGUCAGCCUCCGCGAUGUUGAGCAGCAGCUCGAGAGCCGCUCCCGCAAGAUCACUCGUCGCCCUGGUCACGCCAAACCCAAGUGGGAUGUCUCUGCCAAGGAGGCUGCUGCAGCCGCCGCUGCCGCUGCUGCCGCCCCUGUUGUCCCCGCCCCUGCUAGCGAGAAUGGCAAGUCGGGUCGUAUCUCUAUGAAGUCUUACAAGAUGAACGCCCUUUCCGCCGAGCAGCAGAGCAAGCUGUUGCUUCGCCCCAUUAUCCAGUCGAACGAUAUCAUGGCCCGUGUCAAGCCCAUUGUCGAGGGUGUCCGUGAGCGUGGUGAUGCUGCUCUGAUCGAGUUCACUGCCAAGUUUGAUGGCGUUCAGUUGGAGAGCACUGUGAUUUCUGCACCAUUCUCGCCCGAGUCGAUGGUUCUGGACGAGAAGACCCGCGCUGCGAUCGAUCAGGCUUACGAAAACAUUCACAAGUUCCACGCUGCACAGUUACAGGACAAGGCCCUUGUGGUCGAGACCAUGCCCGGAGUUGUCUGCACACGGUUUGCUCGCCCCAUUGAGCGUGUUGGAUUGUAUGUUCCUGGAGGCACUGCAGUGUUGCCUUCGACGGCGUUGAUGUUGGGUAUCCCUGCUGCUGUUGCUGGAUGCAGUGAGAUUGUGAUUGCGACCCCACCCCGCAAGGACGGAAGCAUUGUUCCUGAGGUGAUGUAUGUUGCUCACAAGGUCGGCGCCUCCAAGGUUCUGAUGGCCGGUGGUGCUCAAGCUGUCGCUGCGAUGGCCUACGGAACUGAGAGCUGUCCCAAGGUCGAUAAGAUUUGCGGACCCGGAAACCAAUACGUUACUGCAGCCAAGAUGUUGACCCAGAUUGAUAGCUCAUCGUUGGUGUCGAUUGAUAUGCCUGCAGGACCUUCGGAGCUGCUGGUGAUUGCCGAUAUGACGUCGAUUCCCGCCUAUGUGGCCUCGGACUUGUUGUCGCAGGCCGAGCACGGUACAGAUUCACAGGUGGUGUUGAUCGCAGUUGGAUUGACGGCGGAGCACUUGGCAGCGAUCGAGGAUGAGGUUCACGAUCAGGCCAGCCGGUUGCCCCGUGUCGACAUUGUGCGCGAGUCAAUCCCCAAGUCGUAUAUUAUCGAUGUCGAGUCGAUGGAGGAGGCCAUGAGGUUCUCGAACGCCUAUGCGCCCGAGCACUUGAUCUUGCACUUGGAGGAAGCAGAGAAGCAUGUGGACCAGGUCAUGAAUGCUGGAAGUGUCUUUGUUGGUCACUGGUCGCCUGAGAGCUGUGGAGACUAUGCUUCGGGAACCAACCAUACCUUGCCCACCUAUGGGUAUGCCCGUAUGUACUCUGGUGUCAACACCGAUACCUUCUUGAAGCACAUUACCUCGCAGCAGUUGACCCGUGAAGGAUUGGAUGCUAUUGGUGAUACUGUCAUGCGUCUUGCUGAGAUUGAGGGAUUGGAGGCUCACCGCAACGCUGUCGGUGUUCGCAUCCGUGACAUCCGUGGUCUCUAA
Messenger RNA from Linnemannia hyalina, 2634 nucleotides. Lineage: Eukaryota; Fungi; Mortierellomycota; Mortierellomycetes; Mortierellales; Mortierellaceae. The record is from the annotation of a GenBank genome assembly.